GAUUUCCCCUCUUGGAUUUUAUUUAUAAAAUAAAAGCUCCCCUAAACUCGGUUCCACUUGCCUUGAGUUACACACACUCUCUUUCUUCUGCUGCACCAGCAACAACAGAGAAUGAACAGUACUGAGGAGGGGAUGCAAGGCAUAGGCAUAGGCAUAGGCUGCUUCCAAAACGACGUCGUAGGGCAGCUGGAGCUGAGUCCCACUAUGAGCAACUCCUCCUCCUCGCUAUCCAUGGAGCUGGACGAGUCCCCGGAGAGCAGAAUCCAACGGUUGAUAUCGGAGCACCCGGUCAUCAUCUUCACCCGAUCCUCCUGCUGCAUGUGCCACGUCAUGAAGAAGCUCCUCGCCACCAUCGGCGUCCACCCCACCGUCAUCGAAUUGGACGACCAGGAGAUCGCCGCCCUCCCCGACACCAGCGCCCCCUCGGCCUUUAUAGGCGGCACCUGCAUCGGCGGCCUCGAAUCCCUGGUCGGCCUCCACGUCACCGGCCACCUGAUCCCCAAACUGGUCCAAGUCGGCGCUCUCUGGUAUGGCAGAAUUUGGGUGAGUGAACGAAUCUGGUUUGACUCGCCGUAUACGGGUGGGAGGUGACACGUGUACAGGAAUGGCAUCCAUGAGCAGCGGGUGAUGGUAAUAAUAACAAGGUAAAUUUGGCUUUGGACUUUCCACUGAGUGGAUUGAUAUUGUCCGUAGAUUGGGUCCCAUUCACGAUUAUUAAGCAAUCGGGACCGUAGGGUUUGUCAGUUUCCUUGGGGAAUCCUAAGCUUAUCUCCUCACUUGUAUGUAAAUUUAUUAAUUUCCGGGUUAAAAUUAUGGCACUUUGUUUGAAUAA
This is a messenger RNA of Glycine soja, 832 nucleotides long. RefSeq names its product glutaredoxin-C6-like. The transcript is spliced from 2 exons. The record is from RefSeq and is a predicted model, not a curated record. Lineage: Eukaryota; Viridiplantae; Streptophyta; Magnoliopsida; Fabales; Fabaceae. Bases 112 to 591 code for a protein of 159 amino acids.